This is a messenger RNA of Nipponia nippon (crested ibis), 1536 nucleotides long. The record is from RefSeq and is a predicted model, not a curated record. Lineage: Eukaryota; Metazoa; Chordata; Aves; Pelecaniformes; Threskiornithidae.
AUGGGGAGAGACCGGAGCAUCCUCUGCCGCGGCUCCAUCGCCUGCCCUGGAGCCGUCCCUCUCCAGAAAGAGGGGGCAGAGCCGCGGAGGGGCUCUUGCCUUUACCGCCCGUGCCGAUUCGGGGGCUCCGAAGGGCCCUUGACCCUCUUCCAGAGCCCCGACGAGGGCUGGCAGGUUUACACCUCGGCGCAAGCCCCCGACGGCAAAUGCCUCUGCACGGCCGUCAUCCCCGUCCAGGGCACUUGCUCCCGCGACCUGCGCAGCCACCAGCUCCGCCAGCUCAUGGAGAAGGUGCAGAACAUUUCCCAGUCGAUGGAGGUGCUGGACCUCCGGACCUACCGGGACCUCCAGUACGUGCGCAACACCGAGUCCCUGAUGAAGGGCUUGGACUCCAGGCUGAAGGUGGCUGCUGAGAGCCAGAAGAGCCUCAACGCCAAGAGCUUCCAGGAGCUCAAGGACAAGAUGACGGAGCUGCUGCCUCUGAUGCCCGUCCUGGACCAGUACAAGUCGGACACGAGGCUGAUCGUGCACCUGAAGGAGGAGGUGAGGAACCUCUCCGGGAGCUUGCUGGCCAUCCAGGAGGAGAUGGGCGCCUACGACUACGAGGAGCUGCAGCAGCGGGUGCUGAUGCUGGAGGCACGGCUGCACGCCUGCAUGCAAAAACUGGGUAUGGGGGCCGUGAAGGACGUGGAUCGUGUCCGUCUGUCCUGGGAGCCGAUCUCGAUGGGGGUGGGGGCCCCGUUUUGGCCGGGCAUCCCUAACCUGAGCCCGCUGCAGGUGUGGUACAUGGACGGUUACUACAAGGGCCGCCGUGUCUUGGAGUUUCGGACCUUGAACGACUUCGUGACGGGACAGAACUUCGUGCAGCAUCUCCUGCCGCAUCCCUGGGCCGGCACCGGCCACGUGGUCUUCAACGGGUCCCUCUACUACAACAAAUACCAGAGUAACAUCGCGGUGAAGUACCACUUUCGCUCCCGCAGCGUGCUGGUGCAGCGCAGCCUCGCCGGCGCCGGCUACAACAACACCUUCCCUUAUUCUUGGGGUGGUUUCUCCGACAUCGACUUCAUGGUGGACGAGAGCGGGCUGUGGGCCGUCUACACCACCAACCAAAACGCCGGCAACAUCGUGGUGAGCCGGGUGGACCCCCAGACGCUGGAGGUCCUGCAUAGCUGGGACACGGGUUACCCCAAACGCAGCGCCGGAGAGUCCUUCAUGAUCUGCGGCACGCUCUACGUCACCAACUCCCACCUCGCCGGCGCCAAGAUCUAUUUUGCCUACUACACAAACACUUCCAGCUACGAAUACACGGAUAUUCCCUUCCACAACCAGUAUUCCCACAUAUCCAUGCUGGACUACAACCCGCGGGAGAGGGUGCUCUACACCUGGAACAACGGCCACCAGGUCAUCUACAACGUCACCCUCUUCCCACUUCUCCCCUCCACCGGUGCCGGCGAUCGCCCCCCGCCCUCAAACCCAGCCUGGAUUUAUCGCCCCAAACGCCGCCGCAGCACCAGCGGGCGCGGUAACGCAGGUUGA